AGAUGCCCCACUGGCAAAACUGAUUGUUGUGAGAACUGGACUCCCAAGAUGAAACAUCUCGAGCGUAAACCAACGCUCUCUCUACUUUACAUAUUUGUCCUCCUGAUCAUCCAAUUUGACUCGCACCGAUUCGGCGUGUUAUCUAAGUAUAACCCGGCUGAAUUACAGAAAGAAGGGGAAAAUAUUAGAAAUCUAGACCAAUGGGGUCAUACUCUUGUAAGCAGUUCUGCAAGUCCUCGUCCAGGUGGCUAUCAAGUGAAUCCAGGCAGAAUGCAAUUUUCCAGUUUGGAUCACACUUACCCUGCUAGAUGGUCCGACUCGCCAGCUUACACCCAAGUCGACUAUAGGUCAUUUCAGCCCGGUUUUGGACCGAGCAUGUCAGCAGAGACUGGAGGAAGGACUAGGAACUUCAUUGAUCUGAUCAACAUGAGAGACAAUUCAUCGUAUCAACCAGAGGGAAACUCGCAUUUGGGAGGCCAGGACCAUCUCCCUCACAUGCCUCAGUGGGGAAGCACUGAUCAUUUUCGCCACGACGCUCACUUGGAUCUCCAAGAAAACGUAACCCCCUCUUCUUCUAGCACAGUGACCAGAGACUUUACCGGAUGGGGACUUCCUGACUGUGUAAUUAACGAGGAACAGUCAAAGUCACUGGAUAUGUUGCAAGCCUUCCAAAAGAAACAAUCGGAUUCUCGUUCUGCUGUGGCAUUUUGGGAGGAUUCCUUUGAAAGGAAAACAACCUUAUAACCCACUUUCAGAAAAAACAAAAAGUUUCAUCUUAUUCAGGCUUUUGGCUGGUGAUCCCGCUCACUAAUUGGAUUCCUCAUAUAAUGUUCCAGGGUAUAAUGAUCAAUUUAUGACUCACAGGAGCAUCUCACAGAAAGGCACAAAGCUUCAGAAAAUUUCCAAAUUGCCACAGGAAAUCCUUCAUACAUCUUUAUCCCAAGCUG
Messenger RNA from Puccinia graminis f. sp. tritici CRL 75-36-700-3, 947 nucleotides. RefSeq lists its product as uncharacterized. The coding region runs from base 49 to 744 and encodes 231 amino acids. The transcript has 6 exons. NCBI's taxonomy places the organism in Eukaryota, Fungi, Basidiomycota, Pucciniomycetes, Pucciniales, Pucciniaceae. The record is from RefSeq and is a predicted model, not a curated record.